Ananas comosus (pineapple) is the source of this 1309-nucleotide messenger RNA. RefSeq names its product ABSCISIC ACID-INSENSITIVE 5-like protein 2. The transcript is spliced from 5 exons. The record is from RefSeq and is a predicted model, not a curated record. Gene Ontology annotation, biological process: positive regulation of DNA-templated transcription. Gene Ontology annotation, molecular function: DNA-binding transcription factor activity. Lineage: Eukaryota; Viridiplantae; Streptophyta; Magnoliopsida; Poales; Bromeliaceae. Gene Ontology annotation, cellular component: nucleus. The coding region runs from base 488 to 1219 and encodes 243 amino acids.
GUGUGUCUUCUUUAAAGAAAAGGCACCGAUUUGUACUUAAAACUAAAAAAGCUAUUCCGAUGUUGAAUCUGAGUACAAACCCAAAAGAGAGAGGAAAAAAAAAAAUCACUUUGAUUAUUAUUGUUCUGGGCAUCAUGAUAGUUUGUACACACUGCUAAGUCCAUGUGGAUGAAAAAAUGGAUUAGCUUUCCUUUUUCCCUUGCAGUUUUUGCCUUGAACAAUAAGAGUUUGGGGACAAGUUUAGCAUCCCAUCGUCACUUUUUUCAGUUAACUAGUAUGGGCAUUCGCCUGUUUGCUAGAAUUUUCCAAGGCUGCGCUUGAUUUCCUACCUGAGUAACUACACAAUCUGGCUAUUGGGAAGGAUCAAACUAGCUUUAAAGAUUACUUUGCUGAACAUAGUCGAAGUGAUGUAGAACAUAUUAGCAAGCUCGGGAAUUGAAUAAGCAAAAGGAGAGCUUUUUUGUACCUUUCGAAAAAGCGCCAGCGAAUGGGGGCUCACACAAUGGCUUCUCAGGGCGGCGGUGGAGUUGGGGGGAGACAAGGCUCCGCCGCCUACGGCGUCGCCCUUGAUGAGGUCGAGACCCACUUGGGCGAGCCCCUACACAGCAUGAACCUCGACGACCUCCUCCGCCACGUCCUCCCCUCCGACCUCGGCAGCACCACCGCCUCCUCCACUGCGGGGCACUCUCAGAGGCACGGCGUCGAACACCUGGUGGGCGCCUCCGCCUCGGACAUCCACCGCGGCGGCCGGAGGCGCCUUCCGGAGGGCGGCGGCGGCGGCGAGCGGCCGCCGGCGCUGGGGGAGGUGACGCUCGAGGACUUCCUCUCGAGGGCCGGCGCAGCCGCGGAAGAAGGCGGCGGCGGAGGUGGUGAUUCGGUACAGCGGAAUCAUCAUCAGCCGGGAAUUACGGGGAUCUACGUAACUAGGCCAUUGGCGCCGGCGCCGGCGCCGGCGCCGGCGAGGAAGAGGGCGGCGGCGCCGGCGGCGGAGAAGACGGUGGAGAGACGGCAGAAGAGGAUGAUCAAGAAUCGGGAGUCGGCCGCGCGGUCGCGGGCGAGGAGGCAGGCUUACACGAAUGAGCUUGAGAACAAGGUAUCGCACUUAGAAGAAGAGAACGAAAGGCUCAGAAAAGAGCAGCAGUUGGAACCGCUAGUACAUUAUGCACCUCAACAAGAACAAAAACACCAGCUCCAUAGAACAAGUUCCGCGCCCUUCUGAUCAAAUUCAAACCAAAUCUCAUGCUUUCAUACAAUGUUUACUUGAAUUUGCAGUGUAACAGUGAUGUUCACUUCUCAUGUUCUGCGACUU